Lichtheimia ornata is the source of this 207-nucleotide messenger RNA. RefSeq lists its product as uncharacterized. The transcript is spliced from 2 exons. The record is from RefSeq and is a predicted model, not a curated record. Lineage: Eukaryota; Fungi; Mucoromycota; Mucoromycetes; Mucorales; Lichtheimiaceae. The coding region runs from base 1 to 207 and encodes 68 amino acids. Gene Ontology annotation, biological process: proton motive force-driven ATP synthesis.
AUGGCUGGAUCCUACGUUAUUGCUGGCAAGGCUGUUCCCAACCACGUGAUUUCCAUGGGCUUUCUCGGUGGCUACGCUGCCAUUGCUGGUUACUUCAUCAUGAAGCCCAAGGCUCCUCAACCCGCCACUCCCCCAAUCAAGGCCAGCUCUGCUGACGAGGAGGCUUUCAUUCGCGAGUUCUUGAAGUCUGCCGAAGAAAAGAACUAG